AUGACAAACUUUGACAGCCUAGUUCUGGAAACACCUCCGCCGCUAGAUCCUGCGUGGCUGAAACAUGAGGAAGCAGCAGGACUACGCAAACCGAAAGCGGUCCUGACGGCCAUUGAGCGCCAGCCUAUUUACGCAUCCGAUUGCCGUGCCCGGAAUGCCGCCAUGAUGGCAUCGGGUGCACGAGAUCAUGAUCUUUCGAGGGGGAUCCGUGUUCAAGCUCUCACUGUCCCAUCUCGGCUACACAACGAUGAUCACCAAAUACCACUGUUGAAAUAUACACUUGAAGAACACCACGAGCAUGGUCAAGUCACAGAGGCAGGCAAUACAGACGAACGACAGCAACGGAUUGUCCUGUUCUACAUUCAUGGGGGCGGGUUGCUUGUUGGAGAAGCCGAUAGUGAGGACCUAUCCUGCCGGCGGCUUGUGAAACAUUUCUCGGGGUCCACAAGCAGUCCAAAUGAUACCCUUCACAAAGUCGACCCAAGUAUCGUGCUCUACUCGGCCGGCUACCGCUUAAUGCCGCAAGUCCCCGCACAAACCUGUGUCUCCGAUGUCAUCGCCGCUUUCGAGGCCGUACGCCAAUCCCAUUCAACCGGGAAAUUCGUCAUUGUUGGGUCCUCAUCAGGUGGGGAGCUCGCAGCACUCCUUUCGCAUUCUCUGCCGCCAGGGUCAGUGCAGGGUAUCCUUCUCCGGUGUCCAGUGACCGUGGAUGCGCCCUUGAACAUCCCGCCACAGUUCAAAAAGUCGCACAUGAGCGCCAGCCAACCGUUUGAAACAUCCCUCUUGGGUCGAUUCAACCGACAAGUACCUCGCGAUGGGUUGGACCGAAUGCCCCUCGAGAUGCCUGUCGAGCAAAUCCGGGCGUUAAAAUUACCACGGACUUGGAUCCAGGUAUGCACUAAUGAUGUGUUGUAUUCUGAUGGCGUAUGCUAUGCGGAGCUUUUAGAGGGGAGUGGCGUCGAGGUAAAAGUCGAUGUAAUUGCAGGCUGGCCACACACGUUCUGGUUGAAAGCACCUCAUCUCAGCCGAGCCUUAGAAGUCGAAAACGCGAUGCUGGAGGGUUUGGACUGGGUUCUCGCCCAAUGA
Pestalotiopsis fici W106-1 is the source of this 1086-nucleotide messenger RNA. RefSeq lists its product as uncharacterized. The record is from RefSeq and is a predicted model, not a curated record. The coding region runs from base 1 to 1086 and encodes 361 amino acids. Gene Ontology annotation, molecular function: hydrolase activity. Lineage: Eukaryota; Fungi; Ascomycota; Sordariomycetes; Amphisphaeriales; Sporocadaceae. The transcript has a single exon.